GCCGAGGGUAAACUGUGGAGGAGGGAGGCGACGCAUCAAGGUUGCAGCGCAGACGAUCAGGACUGUGUGUCUGUGUUUGUUUGUGUGUGUUUGUGUGUCUGUGUGUGUCCCAGGACCUACACACACACAUCCACCGCUUCUUGGCUUCUGGACAUGCUUCGGGAUCUUGUCUCUGAGCAGCAGCAGCAGCAGCAGCAGCAGCAGCAGAAGAAGAGGAUCUAAUGUCAGAUCACUUGUUUUGAUCUCGGUGUGGACGCUGGGCUAGUCCCUCUCCUGGAUGAUCUGGUUGCAGGGAGAUGAAAAGUUCUUGAAAGGGUCACAGCAGCUGAUCCUGAUUCAGCAGAGGACAAAUGGGCGCCGGAUCAAUCCUCUAUUCUUAACCACUGACUCUGCCUCCUUGAAGUCUUGGAAUCUUUCAUGAAGACACCUGCUCAGUCGGGUGAGUGAGGGGUUUUUCCUCCCAGGUUUGACUCGGCCUCCGCCAUGGCAGGGGACCUCUACAGCCCCCCAUCCCCGCUGGGGGAAUCCCUCCUGGGCAGUCCUCUGUGUGGAGACCUGAUGGAGGACUACUGUGACAUCUCCCAGUCGAUGGAAGACAGCGCACUGGGAUUUGACAUCCCAGAAUACCGGAGCACCGGCUCAGGGUCCGAGAGCUCCACUGCACUGGACACCCUGACCCCGGCCUCCAGCCCGCUGUCGGGGGUUUGCGGAGCUGCACCGGGAACAGAGGAGAGCCUGAACCUGGAGUGCCGGGUGUGCUCGGACAAAGCUUCAGGCUUCCACUACGGGGUGCACGCAUGCGAGGGCUGCAAGGGUUUCUUCAGGAGGACCAUCAGGUUGAAGCUGGAGUACGACAAGUGUGAACGCAGCUGCAAAAUCCUGAAGAAGAACCGCAACAAGUGCCAGUACUGCCGGUUCCACAAGUGCCUCUCUGUGGGAAUGUCCCACAACGCCAUUCGGUUUGGUCGGAUGCCACAGGCGGAGAAGCUGAAACUCAAGGCGGAAAGCAAUAUGGUGGAGAAGGAAGCGGAAAGCCCCAUGCUGGCAGACCACAAGAUUCUGGUCAGGCAGAUCCAUGACGCCUACAUGAAGAACUUCAACAUGAGCAAAGCGAAGGCGAAGCUCAUACUCACCGGAAAAACCAGCAAACCGCCGUUCAUCAUCCACGACAUGGAGACGUUCCAGCUGGCCGAGAGGACGUUAGCGGCCCACAUGGUAAACGGUGACCAAGCCGAGCCCGAGUGCGGCCUUCAGUCGCGGGCUGUGGCUCUGGACGCAGAGUGCGGGGAGCUGGAGCAGAGGGAGGCCGAAGCGAGGCUCUUCUUCUGCUGCCAGAGCACGUCUGUGGAGACGGUGACGGAGCUGACAGAGUUCGCGAAGGCCGUGCCGGGUUUCCAGAGCCUGGACCUGAACGACCAGGUGACCCUAUUGAAGUACGGUGUUUACGAGGCCCUCUUCACCCUCCUGGCCUCCUGCAUGAACAAAGAUGGCCUCCUGGUGGCACGUGGCGGCGGUUUCAUCACACGUGAGUUCCUCAAAAGCCUCCGUCGUCCUUUUAGCGACAUGAUGGAGCCCAAGUUCCAGUUCGCCACGCGCUUCAACUCUCUGGAGCUGGACGACAGCGACCUGGCCCUUUUCGUGGCCGCCAUCAUCUGCUGCGGAGACCGUCCCGGCCUGGUGGAUGUACCUCUGGUGGAGCAGCUGCAGGAAAGCAUUGUCCAGGCGCUGCAGCUCCACCUGCUGGCCAACCACCCUGACAACACCUUCCUCUUCCCCAGACUUCUGCAGAAACUGGCCGACCUGCGGGAGCUGGUCACCGAGCACGCCCAGCUGGUGCAGGAAAUCAAGACGACUGAGGACGCUGCUCUGCACCCGCUGCUGCAGGAGAUAUACCGGGACAUGUACUGAAGUGAGCACACAGUCAGGAAACCGGGACGUGUAUUAAAAUGUCGAUUAACUUGGGGUAGAUACAGUGAACAUUAACCGAUACUAUCAUGCAUAUCAAUGUACUGUAAGAAACUUAUUGUGCAGCUUCCGUGGACGUGCACUGCUGUGAACGUGUGACUCUGAGGAAGAAAACUAGAGUGAAGUUCUUUUCCGGGGGAACGGCGGCUCCUGUAGGGGACCUGAGCGCAGCUGUGGAAGAGGACACAGUGGGGAACGUACUCUCUGAACUCAGAAACCAUCGAUGUGGCGAGAUAUGUUGAUUUGACCUCAAAGAAACCAUUUGCUGUUCUCACUUUUAACUGAAAGAUAGGAGUACAGAGCAACGCUAAAUGGGGAGGAUAUAGAAAUGUGGUUAAGAGACUGCCACAGUCAUGCAUGCACUGAUGCUAAAUACUAAAUGUGCCUUUAAACAUUAAGAUGAAUGUUUUACAGCCAGUGUUAAUAGUGCAGAAGCGGCUAGAACUGUAAAUCGUGAUAUUCUGGAUUAUUAGGGUCAUUCGAAUGUGUCCAUCGUGUUCUUUUAUUAUCAUCUAGUGCCUUAUCAGCCAAAAAUCCCUUAACUAUCCGGAACACAAUAGCGUCCUUGAAAAACAUGGUUUGGAUCUUUUCUCAAACUAUUUAAUGUUGGACCAAGAAAUGUUCUCAUAUACUAUGAAAAUCAACUAUCAUUUGAAAUGCAUUGUGUUUUUAUGGUUGAUCUAUUUAUUUAAUCCUGCUGCUAAAACCAGCACAACAUGAUAACUCACUUUAAACCCAUUUUCCGGAUCACUGUUGCCAUGUGCAAAAUAUUCUCUGCUUUUCAGUCAUUGUUUUUCCAUGAAGAAAAAAUAAAUGUUUUGGCCUGUAUUUCAUAUUUUGACCAUAAACACAAUAAUCUGUUGAGCUGGUUUGGGUUUUAUUUUGUAAAUAUGGCAGGAGUGUGUUGACCGCAGUCAAAGGGAUGUAUGUAUCUACAGACCUCAAUAAAAGUGCCAGUUGCGUUGUUUUCUGAACUGAAACGUCACCUCCUGAUGCCACACUGAAACAAUAAACUUUGUUUCUUGUCAUAAUGAAAUUGUUAAUAUUUUUUAAUCCUGUACAGUCGAGGGUUCAAUGAGAAAAUGUAUUUGCUGUUUGAAUUAAAGGAACUAUGUCAAGUAGCCCAGAAUAAACAACUAUAUUUGAACUA
Messenger RNA from Platichthys flesus (European flounder), 3115 nucleotides. RefSeq names its product peroxisome proliferator-activated receptor alpha-like. The record is from RefSeq and is a predicted model, not a curated record. Gene Ontology annotation, molecular function: zinc ion binding; RNA polymerase II cis-regulatory region sequence-specific DNA binding; nuclear receptor activity. The coding region runs from base 484 to 1908 and encodes 474 amino acids. Gene Ontology annotation, biological process: negative regulation of inflammatory response; hormone-mediated signaling pathway; cell differentiation. NCBI's taxonomy places the organism in Eukaryota, Metazoa, Chordata, Actinopteri, Pleuronectiformes, Pleuronectidae. Gene Ontology annotation, cellular component: nucleus. The transcript has 9 exons.